This is a messenger RNA of Rubroshorea leprosula, 915 nucleotides long. The record is from the annotation of a GenBank genome assembly. Lineage: Eukaryota; Viridiplantae; Streptophyta; Magnoliopsida; Malvales; Dipterocarpaceae.
AACUUUUGAUUCUCAUUCAUUUUCCAGUAAAUGCAUAUAAACUUAAACAUUGAAUCUAAGAAAAUACAGAGAAAAUUAACAAAAUAAAAGAGACACCCACAGCAGAGUUUUUUUAGGAAGCGAGAUCCAGAUCUGAUAGGAGGGAUCACACCCACGGAACAAGCUCCCCUCGUCCCCUUCACCACCAUUCCCAGAAAACUCCUCUGUUCAGAAAAUUACCUACAAAGAUAGACCCAAAUCUCCUCCCAAACCACCGCCUCUCUCUAACAGAACUCUUCUUUCUGCGGCCGUUCUCAAUACCCAACUCAAAACCGAAAAAAACCUCUCAUUCUGCUCCUAAAACCCCUAUUUAUAUUCCUCACAAAAAAAACCCUAUCUUCUACCCAGCACCAAACCCAAACUCUAUACCAAAAUGGACCUAAACCUCACCCAAUCCAAUUCACAUCUACUGUGGAAGGCCCGAUGGUGAGGGUUUUUGGGCCAAUUUUGCAAAAGAAGUGGCCUGGUCUUUUUACAAGCCAAUGGAUUGCUUUUCGAUUGCAGAAGGAUCUCCGACCUUCAAGUACAAACUGCUGAGUUGCAAUUUUCUAACCGUCGUUGCCAUCGCGCAUAACACUCACCACCAUUCCCCAUCGACAGAUCCGACUUCAAUUGCUCCUGUUCCGCUGUUCACUCGCCGGCAUGGUGGGUGCUGAGCCACAGGAAUGGUUAAGGGAUUUCUGUGUUUUUGUCCUUUUUGCGCGGCUGUCGGCAACCCAAACUUCCAAAUCUGAAAAUGGACUUCAUCAUUUCAUUUUUCUUGUUCUAGGAUGAUCGAAGAUGAAGAUAUCGGAGAAAGAUGGAGGUGAUGGUCGAUGAUGCUAGUGGUGGUGGUGAUUGGAGAACGAGGAAGAAGGUGGCUGCCGGCUGAUUUGA